Molecule: messenger RNA, 384 nt
Organism: Paramecium sonneborni
Lineage: Eukaryota; Ciliophora; Oligohymenophorea; Peniculida; Parameciidae
Source: the annotation of a GenBank genome assembly
AUGAAUUAUUACAAUAUACUUGGUAUCUAAAAUAACUCAUCUCAAGAACAAAUCAAAAUAGCAUUCAGAAACCUAGCUAAAAUGCAUCAUCCAGUAAAUUAUCAUUGUAUAUUCAAGGACAAGAAUCCUUAAUCUGUUUAAUUUAGAAUUAUUUCUGAAGCAUACAGAAUACUCUCAAAUCCUCAAUUACGAGCACGAUACGAUUAAGCUUAACUAUAAUAUGAAAAACAAAUCUAAAUAUUCAAUUUAAUCAGAAAUUUUAUCAAUGGCAAAGAAGAUAUUCCUCUUAUUCAUUAAAAGGACCAUGAAUCUAAUCAAAAUGAAUCUAAGACCCUCGAUAUUCAAUAAAUCUAGAAAAAAAAAAUUCGUAAGGCUUAAAAUUGA